GCUCGGGCGCUGAUUGGUCGCGUCCUGCGCAGCGUCGCAUCGCAAUCAUCGCGUCUGCGUUGCGGGCGAUUAUUUUGUCAUUGGAAUCAGCAGCGGAGGAUGAAAUAGCGGCCCGCGGGUGUGUGUGAGUGUGUGUGCGCGCGACCGGCGGCAGAACGCGCGAGUCUCCGCUUCCAGCACCGAUUACCGCUCCCGCCGCGCCGCGCAGGUGCAGCUCAUCUCGCUCCUUCUCCUCAGUUUCUACGUAGCUCCUCCUCCUCCUCCUGCAGUGCAUCAUGGGUAACCGUGGUAUGGAGGACCUGAUCCCCCUGGUGAACCGGCUGCAGGACGCCUUCAGCUCCAUCGGGCAGAGCUGUAAUCUGGACCUGCCGCAGAUCGCCGUGGUGGGCGGACAGAGUGCCGGCAAGAGCUCCGUGCUGGAGAACUUCGUGGGCCGUGUUGAACCUGACCCUGAUUGAUCUGCCGGGCAUCACUAAGGUUCCAGUGGGUGAUCAGCCUGCAGAUAUCGAGCAGCAGAUUAGAGAAAUGAUCAUGCAGUUCAUCUGCAGAGAGAGCUGCCUCAUCCUCGCCGUCACUCCGGCCAACACUGACCUGGCCAACUCCGACGCGCUCAAACUGGCCAAAGAUGUGGACCCGCAGGGGCUGCGGACGAUCGGUGUGAUCACCAAGCUGGACCUGAUGGAUGAAGGAACGGACGCUCGAGACGUGUUGGAGAACAAGCUGCUGCCGCUGCGCCGCGGGUACAUCGGGGUGGUGAACCGCAGCCAGAAGGACAUCGACGGCAAGAAGGACAUUAAAGCGGCGCUGGCGGCGGAGAGGAAGUUCUUCCUCACACACCCGUCAUACAGACACAUGGCGGACAGCAUGGGGACGCCACACCUGCAGAAGGUCCUCAACCAGCAACUGACCAACCACAUCCGCGACACACUGCCGGCGUUUCGGAGCAAACUGCAGACGCAGCUGCUGGCGCUGGACCGAGAGGCGGAGGAGUACCGGCACUACAGACCCGAUGACCCGUCACGCAAGACCAAAGCACUGCUGCAGAUGGUGCAGCAGUUCUCGGUGGACUUUGAGAAGCGUAUCGAGGGCUCUGGAGAUCAGGUGGACACAGUGGAGCUCUCAGGAGGAGCCAAGAUCAACCGCAUCUUCCACGAGCGCUUCCCCUUCGNGUGUGUGCAGAUGGAGUGUGAUGAGAAGGAGAUGCGUCGUGAGAUCAGCUACGCCAUCAAGAACAUCCACGGCAUCAGGACGGGCUUGUUCACUCCUGAUAUGGCGUUCGAGGCGAUCGUGAAGAAGCAGGUGGUGAAGAUCAAGGAGCCGUGCAUCAAGUGUAUUGAUCUGGUGGUGCAGGAGCUGAUCAAUACAGUCCGCCAGUGCUCCAAUAAGCUGGACUCGUUCCCACGGUUACAGGAAGAGACGGAGCGCAUCGUCACCACACACAUCCGAGACCGUGAGAGCCAAGCCAAAGAGCAGGUCCUGCUGCUCAUCGAUAUCCAGCUGGCCUACAUCAACACUAACCACGAGGACUUCAUCGGCUUUGCCAA
Molecule: messenger RNA, 1544 nt
Organism: Danio rerio (zebrafish)
Lineage: Eukaryota; Metazoa; Chordata; Actinopteri; Cypriniformes; Danionidae
Source: RefSeq, a predicted model, not a curated record